Cuscuta europaea is the source of this 1703-nucleotide messenger RNA. The record is from the annotation of a GenBank genome assembly. Lineage: Eukaryota; Viridiplantae; Streptophyta; Magnoliopsida; Solanales; Convolvulaceae.
CAGAGUCAAAGUUUGAUUCUAAAUUAGGUUAGAAAAAUUCUUAAUUAGUGCGAAGCUAAAAUCCAUUGUCUUGAACACAUAAAUAAAAGUUGCAUGGAGCAACAAUGUUGUUGAAUAAGUAAAACUCAUGUGCGUCACUUUUGCCCUCAACCGAAUAACAGCCUAAUGUUACUCUACACUAAAAUUACACAGACUUUCUUCUUUCUUCAUGUUCUUCAUAAUAUAAACACAGCAGCUUUUCUGCAAAUUUUGGGACUCACAUUUCUCUCUUCCAUCAACGAUUAUUCUUGGCAUGUAAAGCAAGAAAAAGAGAAGAGUAGGGGUGGAGAUGGCAGCAGAAGGAUCAUCAUCUGAGAACAAUGAUUGGCUAGCAGUGAGGAACUGGGGAAACGUACAGAAAGAGCGUGAAAGGGAAAAAAGGCGAAUGCGUGAUCGGGAGAGAAGACAAUCAAUGAGCGAAGAGCAGCGCGAGAGGCAUCUAGCCAGGCGCCGUAGAAACUACCAGCUGAGAAGACAGAGAGCCUCCUUGAUGGCGAGUCGCCCUCCUCUUCCUCCUCCUCUUCCUCCUCAAACUCGCGGAAUUAUUAUUCCUAGAACUAGAAGUAGCUUCCACCAGUGUGAUGAAACCUUUCAGCUUGAGUGUACAAAGGACCAUGAAAGGCUACUUGAGGCAUCAUUAUCAACCAUGUCUAGUUCUCGCCCUGGUGGUGCUGGUCAGGAUGCAAUGACACACGUAAAAUACCCGUACCCGGAAGGACUGCAUUUUUACCAAAUUAAGCAUCUCGCGAGAUUACUAAAUAGCCCAUCCGGUGAGGCUCAUGACCAUAUUCAUCAUGUUGAAGCACAAGUGUCUGCCAAUGCCAAAUGCUGUGAUAGUACUACCAUUUCCAAGUGUACACUAUGGAGACGUGUACGGUUAAUAGAUUUGAAACGUCUAGCACGAGCCCUCAACUCUGCUCCCAAAGGGGAAAAGGUUGAGCUCAUGGGUCAUAUGCAGAUUAUAUGUGGCAAAUCGGUGGAUGAGCCUAUCACUGAAGUCCAACAAAUCAAUGCAUAUUCAGGUGUCUUCGCCCCGUGAUAGAGCAAUGAAGUAUUAGCAUUGGGAAGAAAGAUGAGCAUUUUCUGUUUUAAGUUCUUGACACACACAAACGGAAAAUUAUAUGGUACACCCGGUUGAACCAGGAGUAAUCAUUUGUAAAUUUGAGUCAAUUCUUAUGCUUUUAUGUGCUUCCCGGAUCAGUUCGAAUUUCUCCCUCGUCUCUUUGCUCCAGCUUACCAGCUACUAAGCAGACUGCAGUCUGCAGCUAGCUUGUAUGUUAGUUACUCCGUACAUACCACAAUGCUUUCUCAAACCAAAUUGGAGACCACAAGUCAAACAUUCCCUAUUGGUCAAUCAAAUCGCACCACUUCUUCAGCCCUUCAACCUCAACUCUUUCAAACUUCUCUUUUACUUCUUUUUUGUUUUUCUUUAUUUCAAUAGUUAUCAAACUCUAUUCAUAUCUUAAUUAUCCAAUUUCUGAAAAAAUUACAGGGAAUGAUAACUUGAUCUCUUUCUUUCGCAAAUAGUAAUCUAUUCCCUACCAACUGUUCGGAAAAAGUUCAAAGUGAAUUUUCCUUCAUUUCGUGAGUAAAUGUUUAUGGCUUGUUACACUUGAUUAAAGUACUGACGGUGUGUGAUUUUUUAAGUAGUAGUUCUUUGUUUU